AUGGCUACUCCUCAAUUUCGCCUUACACCUGAGAAAGAAGCAAGUAGAUCACAAUGGUUACAUCGUCAAUUCCUCGGCAAGACACCCCCAUUGACUAAAAAUGACGUGGAUCUUACGGGGAAGACGGCCAUUGUCACAGGCUCCAAUACUGGGCUCGGCUUGGAAACUGCUGGUCACCUUCUCGACCUGGGCUUAACACGGCUUAUUCUUGCAGUGCGAACUGUUUCCAAAGGCGAGAGGGCACGAGAAGGUCUGCUCGCAAAACGAGAUCCCGCCUCUUGUCAGAUCGAUGUGUGGAAUAUAGACAUGUCCUCAUAUGAUUCUAUUACCGAGUUUGUAGAACGAGCGAAAACCCUCGAUCGCCUUGACAUUGCAGUGCUAAAUGCUGGCCACUUCAAAGAACUUGAGACAUUCAAUUCAUCCACCGGCUACGAAGAGUGCAUACAAAUAAAUUACCUGUCCACUAUGCUUUUAACGAUUCUUCUCUUGCCGCUGCUCAAGGCAAAUCCCGGAGCCCAUCCUGGACGUCUCGUCAUUGUGUCGUCUGAUAUGGCGGCUUGGGCCAAGUUUACCGAGAGAACGGAGCGACCAAUUCUGGCUGCGUACAAAAAGAAAGCCGCCAAGUGGGAUAUGGGAGAGCGCUACGCAACGAGUAAGCUGUUGGGCCAGCUCUUCAUAACCAAACUUGCAGAUCAGAUACCAGCUUCUGCUGUUAUCGUAGAUUUGGUCAACCCAGGGCUUUGCUACGGAACCGACCUUGCUCGAGAUGGCGACGGUCGUCUCAAGGGUUUGCUCUUCAAAGCAGCAUUUCGUACAUUUGGCAAGGCGCCUGCUAUAGGUGCUCUCGCUAUUGUCCAUGCGGCGGUCUCAUUUGAUGAGUCCGCCCAUGGACAAUAUACAGAAGAUGGAGAAUUAAGACCAUUAGCUCCAAUUAUUUACAAGCAAGAAGGAAAAGAGUUGACCAACCAGGUGUGGGAAGAGACCUUAGCAGAGCUGUCAUUUGCUCCUAUUCAUGAGUCGCUAAAGGCCUUUGACAAGUGA
This is a messenger RNA of Talaromyces stipitatus ATCC 10500, 1041 nucleotides long. RefSeq names its product short-chain dehydrogenase, putative. The record is from RefSeq and is a predicted model, not a curated record. The transcript is spliced from 2 exons. Lineage: Eukaryota; Fungi; Ascomycota; Eurotiomycetes; Eurotiales; Trichocomaceae. The coding region runs from base 1 to 1041 and encodes 346 amino acids.